Messenger RNA from Drosophila simulans, 2712 nucleotides. It is a transcript of the gene Mmp1, whose product is annotated as matrix metalloproteinase-14. Gene Ontology annotation, molecular function: metalloendopeptidase activity; zinc ion binding. The record is from RefSeq and is a predicted model, not a curated record. The transcript is spliced from 6 exons. The coding region runs from base 437 to 2278 and encodes 613 amino acids. NCBI's taxonomy places the organism in Eukaryota, Metazoa, Arthropoda, Insecta, Diptera, Drosophilidae. Gene Ontology annotation, cellular component: extracellular matrix. Gene Ontology annotation, biological process: proteolysis; extracellular matrix organization; collagen catabolic process.
GCGCCAGCGAGCGCUGAAGAUCAGUUGAAUUUUGCGCGCAGCCCAGGGCGGAUGUGUUAGCGGCGAGAAACCGAAAAAGUCACCACGAUAGAAUAAGAAUCGCAGUUGGAGUCUAGUGCUAUCCAGAUAGUCGCGAAGAAAGUUAUUCGAAAAGUGAAAGAGUUCAGUUUUGGGUUUUGGUUUUAAGUUUUGGUUUCGAACGCGGAAGCGAGCGGGAAAAUGGAAGUGCCAGCGGGCAAUUAGUGCAGCCAGACAUAAAGACACACUCACAGCUCGAAAAUACAGCAAAACAAAAGGAUUGCGACUGUGAAUUAUAAAGUAUAAAUUAUAAGCAACGACAACACAUCCACAGCGGAAUACGCAGCGACGACAGCGACAACAAACAACAGAAAGAAACUGAUAUAAAGUUCAAAGUGCCAGCGGCAAGUGGAACCACAUGACAAGUAGACGAGCCUCGGGAGCAACCCACUGCAAAACCACCAACAACAGCAAUAUCAGCAACAACAGCAACAACAGCAACAAAAUGACAAACUGCCAAAGUUCAGUGUUCAUAGUCGUAGGCACCCUGUUCUCCAUCCUGGCAGCGGCUCAAUCGGCACCCGUUUCCACCACCACACAGGCGGAGAUCUACCUGUCCCAGUUCGGCUAUCUACCCGCCUCUGCCCGCAAUCCCGCCAGCAGUGGACUGCACGACCAGCGGACCUGGGUGAGUGCCAUCGAGGAGUUCCAGAGCUUCGCGGGACUGAACAUCACUGGCGAGCUGGAUGCGGAGACCAUGAAGCUGAUGUCCCUGCCUCGCUGCGGAGUUCGGGAUCGCGUCGGCACCGGCGACAGCCGCUCCAAGCGGUACGCCCUGCAGGGCAGUCGCUGGCGUGUGAAGAACCUCACCUACAAGAUCUCCAAGUACCCCAAGCGGCUGAAGCGAGUCGAUGUGGACGCGGAGAUCGGCCGCGCAUUCGCCGUGUGGUCCGAGGACACCGACCUGACCUUCACCAGGAAGACCUCCGGCCCCGUGCACAUCGAGAUCAAGUUCGUGGAGAGUGAGCAUGGAGACGGCGAUGCCUUUGACGGUCAGGGUGGCACCCUGGCGCACGCCUUCUUCCCUGUCUUUGGCGGAGAUGCUCACUUUGACGACGCGGAACUGUGGACCAUUGGCACGCCUCGAGGCACCAAUCUGUUCCAGGUGGCCGCCCACGAGUUCGGUCAUUCCUUGGGACUGUCCCACUCCGAUCAAAGCUCCGCUCUGAUGGCGCCCUUUUAUCGCGGCUUCGAACCCGUCUUCAAGUUGGACGAGGACGACAAGGCGGCCAUCCAGUCACUGUACGGGCGCAAAACAAAUCAGCUGAGGCCCACCAACGUGUACCCGGCCACCACCCAGCGGCCAUACUCUCCUCCAAAGGUGCCACUGGACGACUCCAUCUGCAAGGACUCCAAGGUAGACACGCUUUUCAACUCGGCGCAGGGCGAGACCUACGCUUUCAAGGGCGACAAGUACUACAAGCUGACCACGGACUCCGUGGAGGAGGGCUACCCGCAGCUCAUCUCCAAGGGCUGGCCGGGAUUGCCGGGCAACAUCGAUGCGGCGUUCACCUACAAGAACGGCAAGACGUACUUCUUCAAGGGCACUCAGUACUGGCGCUACCAAGGCCGCCAGAUGGACGGCGUCUACCCUAAGGAAAUCAGCGAGGGCUUCACGGGCAUUCCCGACCAUCUGGACGCCGCGAUGGUUUGGGGGGGCAACGGCAAGAUUUACUUCUUCAAGGGCAGCAAGUUCUGGCGCUUCGAUCCGGCCAAGAGGCCGCCGGUCAAGGCCAGCUAUCCCAAGCCCAUCUCCAACUGGGAGGGUGUUCCCAACAACCUGGACGCAGCGCUGAAGUACACCAAUGGCUACACGUACUUCUUCAAGGGCGACAAGUACUACAGAUUCCACGACGCCCGAUUUGCUGUUGACUCGGCCACGCCCCCCUUCCCCAGACCCACCGCCCACUGGUGGUUCGGCUGCAAGAACACGCCCUCGUCCACAGGUAAUUUCGUCGACGGUUCGGACAACGAGUUCGAACAGCACUCCAUGAUCCCGCAUGCCGACGAUGGCAACGGUGACGACUUCGACGCAGCCGUGGGCGAUCACCAGUCCAAUGACGAGCCGAUAGUUCCGGAAGUGGCCGAGCGAACCGGAAACGGAGCCAUGUCCCAGUCCAAGCUCACCAGCAGCUCCGCCGUGAGCACCGUGAUCACCACCAUCCUGAUGUACCUCGUCUCCAAGCUCAUCGUUAGCUAAAAGAGCUAAGAGAUACCAGCGACCUGCGGGCAGUGCAUUUGUGAACCUUAGGAUCAACGCUAGCCACUCGAGUAAAGUUUCCGAAAUUUUACUGCACGUUGGACACCGGAGUGCUUGAAAUUCAAAUGUUACGCACAUCAUAUCGAAUACGAUGAGAGGAAAUCCAAAAAAGAAUAAUGAAAACACACAAAUUGAAAUCGAACAGAAUAUCAAUUGUAAAUUGAGCGAUCAGCAUGUGACACAGGUGCCUUAUCAAAUACUUUUGUUGUUGUGUAAAUAAAAUCAGCCUUAAAUAUAAUGAAAUAGUUUAUAACAUUCCGCAUUCAAGCCACAAAACGAUCAGAAGUCAUAUCAAACCAGAAGUUCUCUACGUAGUAAGCUGUUUUGGUAAUGACAAAUUGCGAUAUUAAAUUUAACGAGCCAUAUGCAAGGAA